Molecule: messenger RNA, 126 nt
Organism: Funneliformis mosseae
Lineage: Eukaryota; Fungi; Glomeromycota; Glomeromycetes; Glomerales; Glomeraceae
Source: the annotation of a GenBank genome assembly
AUGAGAAAUGAUUGGUACGGGAUCGAGAAAGAAAGCGAUGCAAAAAGAGCUAAAGAAACUCCAAAUCAACUUGCUGCAAGACUUUUGCAAAGGAAACAAGUACUAUACGUUGAAAAAAUAACUUAG